GAAAAAGAUGACGUGUUGAGGGGCAAAUUGGUAAUUUUACGUUAUCAAUACAAACUCGAUUCUUGUCUUCCUCGUCACUGUGGCGCUCCCUCUCUCGCUCUGUAUUUCAUAACAACCAACCGUCAGCACAACCCAAAUUUAACACUCAGAGAUCUAGAGAGAGAAAUCCAACCCAGAGAUCUAGUGAGAGAAAGAGUAAAUGAGGGAACCAACAAUGGAGAAUGCUCCACUAUCUCCACCGCCACAAGCUUUACUUGAAAGACUCAAAGAUUAUGGACAAGAAGAUGCUUUUGCACUAUGGGAUGAACUUUCUCCUGAAGAAAAACAUCUCCUUGUUAACGAUAUCGAGAAUAUAGAUCUUCCUAGGAUUGAUCGGAUCAUUCGAUGUUCGUUUCACUCACAAGGGCUCCCGGCAGCGGCGAUAGAGCCAGUGCCGGAAAGUUGUGUGUCAACUGUGGAGGAGAGGACAAUGGAAGAUAGAGAGAAGUGGUGGAAAAUGGGCAUGAAGGCCAUUGCAGAAGGCAAAUUAGGUGUGUUGCUUUUGUCUGGUGGCCAGGGGACUCGACUUGGUAGUUCAGACCCCAAAGGAUGUUUCAAUAUUGGACUUCCAUCUGGGAAGUCACUUUUCCAUCUUCAAGCUGAGAGAAUUUUGUGUAUUCAAAGAUUAGCAGCUAUAACUGCAAAUGAGGGUGCUGGCAUUGUUCCGAUACAGUGGUAUAUCAUGACCAGUCCAUUCACUGAUGAAGCCACGCGCAAAUACUUUGAAAGUCAUAAGUAUUUUGGCCUUGAACCAGAUCAAGUCACCUUUUUCCAACAAGGUACCAUACCUUGUGUUUCAAAGGAUGGAAGAUUUAUCAUGGAGACUCCAUACCGGGUAGCAAAGUCUCCAGAUGGAAAUGGUGGAGUUUAUACAGCAUUGAAAUCUUCAAGAUUAUUGGAAGAAAUGAACACGAGAGGCAUUAAAUAUGUGGAUUGCUAUGGAGUUGACAAUGCGUUGGUUCGAGUGGCAGAUCCUACCUUUUUGGGUUAUUUCAUUGAUAAAGGUGUGUCUGCUGCUGCAAAAGUUGUACGCAAGGCCUAUCCACAAGAGAAGGUUGGUGUGUUUGUCCGGCGAGGUAAAGGUGGACCACUUGCUGUGGUUGAGUAUAGUGAGUUGGAUCCUUCACUCUGUAAUGCAGUAAACCAGGAAACAGGACGUCUUCGCUUUUGUUGGAGCAAUGUCUGCUUACAUAUGUUUACUGUAGAUUUCCUGAAUCAAGUGGCAAAUGGCCUUGAGAAAGACAGCAUUUAUCAUCUUGCAGAGAAGAAAAUCCCCUCAAUUCAUGGUCAAACAGUGGGAUACAAACUGGAACAAUUCAUAUUUGAUGCUUUUCCUUAUACACCUUCAACAACACUAUAUGAGGUUGUUCGUGAAGAAGAAUUUGCUCCAGUUAAAAAUGCCAACGGUGCAAACUUUGAUACUCCUGACAGUGCUAGAUUGCUUGUUCUUCGUCUCCACACCCGUUGGGUGGUUGCAGCCGGAGGCUUCCUGACGCAUUCUGUGCCCUUAUAUGCCACAGGCGUGGAAGUUUCUCCACUUUGUUCAUAUGCUGGUGAAAACCUGGAAGCUAUUUGCAGAGGAAGAACAUUCCAUGCACCAUGUGAAAUCUCGUUUUAGUUUGCAUUUCAUUUCAUUAAGUUAAUGCCUGGAUAUUUUUUCUCCAUUUUAUACAGUCCAUUUGAUCAUUUCACUUUUUUUUCUUAGUAAUUUUUUUUUUCACGUUCACAAGGUUUGCUGUAGACAAUAGAGCGACAAUAUUUUAUUCAUACUGCUAAAAUGAGGAAGCUUUGGCUUGUAUUUUUAUUAUUCUAAAUAAUACUUAAUAAAGAUGAUGCAAAUGUAAUGAUUUCAUUCAGUAUGUAUAAUUCUCAUUUUGGUCGAUAGGCA
Molecule: messenger RNA, 1927 nt
Organism: Capsicum annuum
Lineage: Eukaryota; Viridiplantae; Streptophyta; Magnoliopsida; Solanales; Solanaceae
Product: UDP-N-acetylglucosamine diphosphorylase 2
Exons: 15
Coding region: 200-1657 (485 amino acids)
Biological process (GO): UDP-N-acetylglucosamine biosynthetic process
Molecular function (GO): UDP-N-acetylglucosamine diphosphorylase activity
Source: RefSeq, a predicted model, not a curated record